AUACUGGAUCUUUAAUACCUACAUGGAUCCGACAGCUGAGUUAGCUGCUAGCUGGCCAGCCAGGCUCAAUGUUAUUAAAUCUAACUAACGUGGUAGUAAUACCCGAUGUCCCCACGAUGAUGGCUAUUUUAUUGCCAACAUGUCUGAAAUGUUCGAGACGGGUGUAAAAUGAAGUAACGGUAGGGGUUUCGAGCACAAACGACACGGUGUGGUUGGAUGUGGCUAGGUAACAUUAAGGUACCGAGGGACUACGUUAGCUGGCAAACGUUGUCUUUUGCUGAGUGUGGCAUUUCGCUAUCCACUAAUUAUCCAACACAACCAUUUAACCAUAUCUGCAUAUUACAUAGAAAUACAAAGAAUCAUGGACGCACCAGAAUUACCUGUUGAGAUAAUCACCUACAUCUUCAGCCUCCUUCAUGUGUCUGACAGAAAAGACGCUUCGUUGGUUUGCAGAAGCUGGUAUGAAGCAAGCCAAGACUACCAGUUUCAGAAGAAUGUCACUUUUAGGUUGCCAGCCAGCACCUCCUCCCUGGAGGUGAUUCAGGGACUUGGUAGACGCUCCCACUGCGGCCUCAUCAUCAGCCAUCUGGAUGGAUCGAGUCUGUCCAGAGCUCUCCUGAUGGAGGUUGGCAUGCACCUAGGUCCCAGUCUGGUGACUUUGUCUUUACCGGGGAGCAGCAUUACGGAGUCCUCCCUUCUUGAUCUCCUGCCCCACCUUACAGGCCUGCGCAAGUUGGACCUCCGAGGCCUGGACAGCCUCUUCAUGUCAGGAGCUUUCCUGUCUCGAGAAGAACAUCGUCACCAGGUGCGAAAGGCCUUGGAGGGUCUUGAGGAGUUAAAUUUGUCGGACCUGAGGUACCUGUCAGACCUUUCCUUCAAUCGGUUAACAGGCUGCACCCCAAGACUGAAGAAGCUGGCUCUCUCUGGCUGCCACAUUGCCUUUGAAUUUGACCCAUACCGGGGAUGUCCUGUGGGGCCUGAUUGCUCUGCCCUGCUUUCCCUGCGAAACCUUCGCCGACUUCUUCAGGAACAGGCCAGCACGGUACGAGCCCUGGACCUGAGCAGAACCUCAAUCACUCCUGAGUCGCUGCGCACCGUGGCCCAGGUGCCCGGCCUGGCUCUGGAGGAGCUGUGCCUGCGGGGCUGUAAAGAGCUGUCAGACACCGCAGUGGAGGUCCUGUGCCAGCAUCAGCCCACCAUCAGGAGCCUGGACCUCAGCGCCUGCACAGAACUCACCAGCAGGUCUGUGCAGGCCGUGACCGCAGGCCUGAAGGGGCUGCAGGUUCUCUCUCUGUCACGGGACUGGAGGGUGACUGAUAAGGGUCUAGCAGAGCUUGUGAAACUGCCAAGCCUGCGGAGGCUGGACCUCUCAGAAUGCUUGCACGUCAGUGGUGCGGAGAUGAUUAAGGGCCUCUCCUCCCCGCAGCCCAGGGCAAAGCUGGAGACCCUCAGCCUCAGGAGCUGCACCUACAUCAGGGACAUUGCCAUCUUCUCGAUGAGUCAGCUACUGGGCUUCAGUUUGAGGGUGCUUGACCUGACUUCCUGUGUGUACCUCACUGAUCUGAGUGUGCGUUCCAUUGCCACAUACAUGCCUGGACUGCUGGUGUUGCGGCUCGGCUGGUGCAAGGAGAUCACGGACUGGGGGCUACUGGGGAUGGUAGAGCCCACUAAGGAGUGUGAACCCAGCACUGAGAAGGAGGACAAAGGACCAAGUUUCACUCGCACAUUUGGCAACAUGGGCUUCUUCCAGCCUCCCAGUCUACCCUUUCAGGAGAGACCACGGCUGGUGACCGAUGAGGACCUGGGGGCCUUUCGUGAACAGAUGGGGGCCUCUCUGCUGGCCAUCAGGGGGCUCCAGGAGCUUGACCUCUCAGCCUGUUCCAAAAUCACAGACCGCAGCAUCACUCAGGUGGUGCGUUUUCCAGACCUGCAGCGCUUGUCUCUCUCCAUGAUGCCCGAGAUCAGUGAUGACAGUCUGGCGUCUUUGGCAUUUCACUGCCGGAGCCUCACCAGCCUGGCUCUCAACCACUGUCCUCAGAUCAGUGACCAGGGCAUCGCCAGAGCUGCGCCACUGCUCCACAGGCUGCAGCACCUGCAGCUGGCCUGCUGUGAUGCGGUCACAGACCGAUCCCUCUCUAUCUUGGCUAAGCACUGUAAGAGGCUUCAGACGCUGGACAUCUCCAUGUGUAAAGACAUCACCAUAACAAAAGUGGACUUCCUUCAAUCGCAGCUGCCCUAUCUGGAGAAUGUCCAGUGUCGCUUUGUGGGUGGAGCAGACUUGACCAUAACUCUGUAAUGUAAAUAAAUAAACAAACAAAUAAAUAAAUAAAAACGAAUUUAAUGUAGGAUGCGGAGAGUAUGUUAAAAGGGAACAGAGGUUGUUUAAUAUAUGUCUGUACAUUCCAGGUAGUCAUAUCCUAUAUAAAUAUAUAUUGGUUUGUCUUUUGCACUAGGCUUGAAAAAUGCUGCUCUAGAGUACCAGUGAAACACUUAAAGGGGUGUAAUCUGUUAUUCCCUGUCUAUUAGGCUCAGUUUGGCAAUGAUCAUUUAUCUGUCCUAAUGUAUCCGUCCUUAUGUACAAUCCUAAGAGGAAUAUGUUAUGAUUUCUGGCAAUUUAUAAAAAUGUUUUACAACAUUGCAUUUAGAUGGCAAUUUAAUUGUAAUACACUGUUCCCUUCACAAAUGCAAACUGUUCUGUUAAAUGGAGUGCAGAUAUCUUGUUCAGGUUUUGGGCAGGUGUGUACAUUGUGCUGUAUUUAAUUACUGAUGAUUCUAGCCUCUAAUGUUGUUAUACACUUCAGAAGUAAACUGUGGUGAAUGAUAUCAAAAGAUAUAAAAUAUGAAAUAUUCCAAUGGCACAAUCACUUGUAUUAAAAUACAAGCCAGGACUCAAAUAUUUCAUCUGAAUUUGCACUUUAAUGAAGUUAAACUGCUGUUUUCUUUAAUGUAAGAGUUGAUUUUAUUUAAGAGAGUUACAAAAUAAAUAAGAAUGAGAAGAAUACUAAAACCA
Messenger RNA from Clupea harengus (Atlantic herring), 3010 nucleotides. It is a transcript of the gene fbxl9, whose product is annotated as F-box and leucine rich repeat protein 9. The record is from RefSeq and is a predicted model, not a curated record. Gene Ontology annotation, molecular function: protein binding. NCBI's taxonomy places the organism in Eukaryota, Metazoa, Chordata, Actinopteri, Clupeiformes, Clupeidae. Gene Ontology annotation, cellular component: SCF ubiquitin ligase complex. Gene Ontology annotation, biological process: SCF-dependent proteasomal ubiquitin-dependent protein catabolic process.